UGAUAACAAAAUAACCUACAAAUUCGUAGAUGUAAAUAAACUCAAAAAUUCAAGAAGAUUUUGUUGUUAUGAAUUGAUAUUUUAGUUAAGAAUUUAAGAAAAAACAAUUCAAUAUGUCUUCAGCUUCCGAGAGUGGCUCGGACAGAAGUAGUAGAAGCAGAAGUGGUAGUCCAAUAUCUAAUCAUGGGCCAGCUCCAACACCGGGUCAUAAUUUAGAAUCCCCAGAAUAUGACAAGUCGCAUAGUGAUCGAUCUAGGUCUCCAUCUGUGGAGUCUAAUAGAUCGGGUGGUAGUGGUUCACAAAGAUCUCAUUCUCCCCAGAGUCCCAAUUCGCAAGUAUCACAAAGCCCGGCCAGAUCUAGAAAAUCAAGAUCAAGAAGUAUUCAGUCCAAUAGAAGCGGAUCUCAAAGAUCUAAUAGUGCCGGUUCAGUUUCUCAGAGAAGUCAUAGCUCAGGUUCACAUGUAUCCGGAAGUCAAACAUCUAGACCUGCUUCUGUUCAGUCAAAUAAAUCUGGAUCUCCCCACUCCAAUAGAUCUGGAUCAGCUCAUUCCAAUAGAUCUGGAUCAGCUCAUUCUAAUAAAUCAGGAUCACCACACUCAAAUAGAUCAGGUUCUGUUCAUUCAAAUAGGUCUGGAUCAGUUCGUUCAAAUAGAUCAGGAUCGGCACACUCUAACAGGUCUGGGUCAGCAGCAUCUGUGAGAUCAGCUUCACAAGAAUCAAAUAAAUCUAAUCAGCGAUCUAGAUCCGGUUCAGUUGCAUCGAACAAAUCAGCCGAAAGAUCGAGGUCUAAUUCUCCAGCUUCAAAUAAAUCUGAACAGGGAUCUAGGCCUGGAUCUAAAGCUUCAAAUAAAUCUGGCCAACGGUCAAGGUCUGGUUCUCGCGAAUCAAACAAAUCUGUUCAUAAGUCGAGGUCACAAUCUGUUGAAUCAAAAGGUAGCAGGUCAAGGUCUGGUUCAUCUGCAUCAAAAAGGUCAGGCUCUUCAGGAUCAGGAAAAUCAAAUAAAUCGAGGUCAAGAUCCAAAAGUAAUGCUUCUUCAAGGUCUGGAUCAGCUGGCUCACAAAAAAGUAAAAAAUCAAAUAGAUCUCGGUCAAGAUCUUCUUCUAAAUCUGGUAGAAGCAGGUCUAACUCUCCGAAUAAUUUGCAAAUAGAUGAAGAAGCGAUUGUAGAGAAAAGAAAAUUGGAGGACGAAGAAGAGGAUGAAAAUCAGGAACCACCGCUAAAGAAGAAAAGGGUAAUUGAUUCAGACAGUGAGGCAGAAGAAGAAAAAGAUAAAGGUGUCAGUGCAGCUGCAAUUUUCGGUGAUGAUGCUGACGACAUUAGUAGUGAAGAAGAAAAAGAAAAGGAUACUUCAGAUAAAGAGGAUGCACCACAGCAAAGAUCUGAUAAUGAAGAGGUAUCAGACCAAGAAGCCCAAAAAGAAGAUGAAGAGAAAGAAAACGAACCAGAACCUGUUCCUGAAACAAGGAUUGAUGUGGAAAUUCCAAAAAUUAGCUGUGAUCUAGGAAGAGAUAUACAUUUCGUAAAAUUGCCAAACUUUUUAUCAGUUGAGACGAGACCAUAUGAUCCUGAAACCUAUGAGGAUGAAAUUGAUGAAGAAGAAACUCUUGAUGAAGAAGGAAGAGCAAGAUUGAAACUUAAGGUAGAAAAUACAAUAAGAUGGCGAGAUGUUAUGGAUAAAGAUGGAAAUUUCAAAAAAGAAUCGAAUGCAAGAUUUAUAAAAUGGUCAGAUGGAUCAUAUAGCUUGCAUUUAGGUUCAGAAAUUUUCGAUGUCUAUAAGCAACCUCUACAGAAUGAUCAUAAUCAUUUAUUCAUCCGACAAGGUACCGGUUUACAAGGACAAGCCGUAUUCAGGACAAAGCUUAGUUUUAGACCUCAUUCAACCGAGAGUUUCACACAUAGAAAGAUGACUUUGUCACUGGCUGAUAGGUCACAGAAGACUUCAGGGAUCAAAAUAUUAUCUCAGGUUGGUAUUGAUCCUGAUCAAGAUCGAUAUACAAGAUUGAAGAAAGAAGAAGAAAAACUUAGACAGACUGCAAGACCUUCUAAACCAAGAAGGAAAGAAACCUCGCGCUCUCUCAAUGCAUCUAGGCACGAAGAAGAAGGAAGUGAUGAUGAUGGAGCUAUUUCCCUUAAUGCCAUUAAAAAUAAAUAUAAGCAGGGAGCAGCCAAUAAUAAAGCUGCAGCUGCUACUAUUUAUUCUUCAGAUGAAGAUGGGUCUGAUAUUGAGGUGAAGUCAAAAAAGCAAAGUAAAGUAAUGAAUAUUGAGGAAUCUGAUGAAGAUUCAAAUUGACAUAAAUUGUAGUUUUAAUUUCGAAAAAAUUAUGUUCUAAUGGAAUUGAAUAAAUACCUUUUUAAAAA
Messenger RNA from Harmonia axyridis, 2359 nucleotides. Its product is annotated as another transcription unit protein-like. The transcript has 7 exons. Lineage: Eukaryota; Metazoa; Arthropoda; Insecta; Coleoptera; Coccinellidae. Gene Ontology annotation, biological process: positive regulation of transcription elongation by RNA polymerase II; transcription elongation by RNA polymerase II. Gene Ontology annotation, molecular function: RNA polymerase II C-terminal domain phosphoserine binding. Gene Ontology annotation, cellular component: Cdc73/Paf1 complex; nucleus. The record is from RefSeq and is a predicted model, not a curated record. Bases 114 to 2291 code for a protein of 725 amino acids.